This is a messenger RNA of Nannospalax galili (Upper Galilee mountains blind mole rat), 1716 nucleotides long. Its product is annotated as liver carboxylesterase 1-like. Gene Ontology annotation, biological process: lipid catabolic process. The record is from RefSeq and is a predicted model, not a curated record. NCBI's taxonomy places the organism in Eukaryota, Metazoa, Chordata, Mammalia, Rodentia, Spalacidae. Gene Ontology annotation, molecular function: carboxylic ester hydrolase activity. The transcript is spliced from 15 exons. Gene Ontology annotation, cellular component: endoplasmic reticulum; lipid droplet.
AUGUGGCUCUUCACUCUGGUCCUGGCUUCCCUCAUCACUUACAUGGCUUUUGGACACCCAUCCUUAUCACCUGUGGUAGACACCAUGCAUGGCAAAGUCCUAGGGAAGUACAUCAGCUUAAAAGGAUUCACACAGCCUGUGGCCAUUUUCCUGGGUGUCCCCUUUGCCAGCCUUCCUCUUGGAUCCCUGAGGUUUGCUCCACCAAAGCCUGCAGAGCCAUGGAGCUUCGUAAAGAAUGCCACCUCCUACCCGCCCAUGUAAGACACUGACUGGACUGGGCUUGGGUCUCUUUCCGUGGGGUCUUCUGUCUUAGACAGAUGUAGGAAGGGGUCAAGGCAAUCCUCUGAUUGCUACUGGAGCGAUAUUUACUCUCCCGCUGACCUGACAAGCAAAGGCAGGCUGCCGGUAAUGGUGUGGAUCCACGGAGGUGGUUUGCUGUCUGGAGGGGCAUCAACUUUUGAUGGACUAGCCCUGUCUACUCAAGAAAAUGUGGUGGUGGUGACCAUUCAGUACCGCCUGGGCAUCUGGGGUUUUCUCAGCACAGGGGAUGAGCACUGCGGAGGGAACUGGGGUCACUUGGACCAAGUGGCUGCACUACAAUGGGUCCAAGACAACAUUGCCAGCUUUGGAGGGGACCCAGACUCUGUGACUCUCUUUGGAGAGUCAGCAGGAGGUGAAACUGUCUCUGUUCUUGUUUUAUCUCCCCUAGCCAAGAAUCUCUUCCGUAGAGCCAUUUCUGAGAGUGGUGUGGCCCUUACUCCGUGUCUGUUCAGGAAGAGUACCAGACGUGGGGCUGAGCAAGUUGCCAUUGCUACCGGGUGUCGGGCCACGACAUCAGCAGACAUGGUUCAUUGCCUGCGCGGGAAGACAGAGGAUGAACUCUUGGAAACAACGCUAAAAAUGCCCCUGCCUUUGUCUUCACGGAAAUUUUUUGCUCUUGAUUUUCUUGGAGACCCCAGAGAGAGCUAUCCUUUCCUAACCACUGUGAUUGAUGGAGUGCUGCUGCCUAAGGGGCCAGAAGAGAUUCUGGCUGAGAAGAAUUUCAACACUGUCCCAUAUAUUGUGGAGAUCAACAAGCAAGAGUUUGGCUGGUUCAUUCCAACGAAAGUCAAUUCAUUUUAACUUAAAAUUGGCUUAGAAAAGGGAAAAUGUGUUUCUCUUGUGUUAAAAUCUUUCCAUCUCCUAAAAAUCUCUCAGGAACUGACUCCAGUGGCCACUGAGAAAUAUUUGGGAGGAUCAGACUGCCAUGCCAGUAAGAAAGACUUAUUUAUAGACUUGAUGGGAGAUGUGUUGUUUGCUGUUCCAUCUGUGAUUGUGGCCAGCUAUCACAGAGAUGCUGGAGCCCCCACCUACAUGUAUGAAUUUAAGUAUCGUCCAAGCUUCGUAUCAGACAUGAGACCUAAGACAGUGGUAGCAGACCAUCGUGAUGAAGUUUACUCUGUUUGGGGAACACCAUUUUUAAAAGAUGGUGCCUCAGAAGAGGAGAUCAACCUCAGCAGGAUGCUGAUGAAGUUCUGGGGCAACUUUGCUCACAAAGGACCCCAACGGGAGCGGCUGCCCCAUUGGCCAGAGUAUGACCAGAUGGAAGGAUACCUACAGAUUGGUGCCAUCACUCAGUCAGCCCAGAAACUGAAAGACAAAGAAGUGGCUUUCUGGACCAAACUCCGAGCAAUGGAAGUGGUAGAGAAACCAACCAAUGGAGACACUGAGAAAUGA